CGACUCACGAGAACAAAAAAGGACAACUGCCGCAGAGAUCCCUGGGAACAACGGGCAUCUCGGAUAGCCAUCCCCGGAUAAGCUUAGCUACAGCACACCGGCCUCGGACGCUCACCGGCGACACGCAGCGAACCAGAUCAGCGCCGCCAUCGCAAGCUUCGGCCAGACCCCGAUUCUAGCCCUGCCAGCAACGAGUGGCGUUGCAGGAGAAGCAAACAAACUUGCAGCCCCAGGCCAGGCGCGCACCGGUCCAUUCGGUUCGGCUCGAAGAGAAAAAAAAAAAAAGAAACUACUACCUCGAUAACGCUGCCCGGCCAGGAGCCGCGAGACCCGCUUCAGCCCUGACUGGAAGGGGCCAAAACAAGACGUCAUAAUGGCGGGCAAGAAGGCUCAGGACAAUAGCAAGAAGGCUGCCGGUAACGCGCGUAAGGCGGACAGCGCGGCUAAGAAGAACGCUGCGGCCGAAGCUCAGCGGGAGCAGGUCGAGGACGACAAGUGGCAGAAGGGGUCCAAGGAUACUUCGAAAAAGGAGGCAGAAGCCGCCAAGAAGGCCGAGGCCGCAAAGAAGAAAGCUGAAAAGGACGCUUUGGCCAAGGAGGAGGAGGCUAGCCUGAAUGCUCGCGCCGAGCCCAAGAAAUCCAAGACGGCAGUCAAGAAAUCUCGGGGGCUGGACCUAUCUCAGCUGGACGACGACGGCAAACUCGGUGCCCUUAGCGCCUCCGGCAUAGACAACGCCCUGGAUGCCCUUUCUCUGGCGGCCGGUGGAGACGAUUCCAAGAUUGACCAGCACCCGGAGAGGCGAUUCGCUGCCGCGUACCACCGAUACGAAGAGCGGAGGCUUGACGAGAUGAAGGCGGACGGCAGCGGCACAGGUCUCAGACUGGAGCAGCGCAAGCAGAGAAUCAGAAAGGAGUUUGACAAGAGCCCCGAAAACCCCUUCAACCAGGUCAAUGCCACGUACAAUGCCUCGAGAGACGAUAUCAAGCAGAUCAAGGCCCAGGAGGCGAGCAAGGUUGAGAAGAGACUGGGGCACUAGAUAUGAUUUGCAAAAUAUUUUUUACUAUUUUCCUUGGAUCGCCCUUGGGAAGCUAAAGAUGAACGGCUUUUCCCCUCGUUGGAUAUACCUUUAUAGAAUAGGGUUGGCAAAAAGUUGAUUGGUUUAACGGGGGGGUUUUAUGUCUAACAAACCGGAAUGAAAAGACAACAGCAAUAACAUCUCCUCUCUACCAAC
This is a messenger RNA of Trichoderma atroviride IMI 206040, 1231 nucleotides long. The record is from RefSeq and is a predicted model, not a curated record. NCBI's taxonomy places the organism in Eukaryota, Fungi, Ascomycota, Sordariomycetes, Hypocreales, Hypocreaceae.